AUGAGCAAUGCCUCGAGCACAGCUCCUGGAAACACUGUGGGCUCGCUGUUUACUGGCCUCAAAUUCUUCCUCGUGCACAAGCUGCCCGCGCGUACCCAAUUGAUCGCCGACAUCGAGGCCAACGGCGGAAGCGUGGUCCGCCUCGAGAAGCAGGCCGACUUUGUCAUUGCCGAUCAUGCGAGAAGAGAUGCGCCCACGGGCAGCUACUCCUGGAAACUGAUCUCGACUGCCAUUGAAGAUGGCGCAAUGCCCGAUCCUGCCGACUACCCUGCCGGUCCACCACCAGGCACCGUUCGUGAUAUCGCCUCGGGCGUGCCAGGCAAGAGCAAACGGACUGCGUUCACACUGGAAGACGACAAGGAGCUGUGGCAGUGGGUGCAGGAGCAGGCCCCCGGAGGUUAUGGAGUCAAGGGCAAUGAGAUAUACAGGCGGCUCGAACAGCGCAAUCCGCGCCACACGAUGCAAGCUUGGCGUGAUCGCUAUAUGAAAAAGCUCAUGGACCAUCCGCCUGCCGGUAUCAAUCUUACCGUGCCAGCAAGGCCUCCUCCAAGCCCUCCCACGGCAUUAGAUGAGCAGGGUAGUACUCAUGGUAUACGCACACCUCCUGUCAAACGACGUCGGGUCGAAGCAUCGACAGAGCAGGCGGUUGGCGUAGGUGAUGAUCCCGAUGCUCAAUCAGCAAAUGGUGAGUCCGAAGCUUCCAACGAAGAAUUGGCUAGUAAUACCACGCCUGAACGCUACGCCACCAAAGAUCAUAGCGCUGCGAACUUCUCCGUCGUCCAGGUCAAGGCCAACGAGUCAGGUCAGGUAGACUCGGAUAUUUCAACCUCGGACGCGAAUCAAGCUGCAACUAGGCAGAUCAUGAGCCUGCUGCCUAUAGAAAGCAUUGAGUACCAUGCAUCGAGAACACAAGACACGCCGGCGACAGCUACAGAAAGCAGUAAAAACUCCGAGGAGGAUGAAGCGGCCGAGCUUGAAUCGUGGAUGGCCACCAUGAAAGUCCGUGGGCACGAUGAUAAUCUCGUGAUCGAGGCUCUGAAAUGUACCAGUAUGAACCUCGGCCUGGCCGAGCUGGUUUUGAUGCACGUGAAAGGCGGCAAAGGAAUUCCAGACGAUGUCCCUGGUGUGUGGACUCACGAAGAGGACGAGCAGGUGGAAGGAGGCAACGCUAGAGCUCUCAGAGUGCUCGAGACGAAACACGGCUGGCCGGCUUGCACCGCGAGAUUGCGGUUCUUGGAGAGGUACCGAAACGAGGACUGAGUGAGGCACAUCAUGACGAAAAUCAGUGUAACAUCUACUACUAUUGCUUUAUGAGAUACCCC
This is a messenger RNA of Sphaerulina musiva SO2202, 1322 nucleotides long. RefSeq names its product Myb_DNA-bind_2-domain-containing protein. Gene Ontology annotation, cellular component: shelterin complex. The record is from RefSeq and is a predicted model, not a curated record. Bases 1 to 1260 code for a protein of 419 amino acids. The transcript has 3 exons. NCBI's taxonomy places the organism in Eukaryota, Fungi, Ascomycota, Dothideomycetes, Mycosphaerellales, Mycosphaerellaceae. Gene Ontology annotation, biological process: regulation of DNA-templated transcription; telomere maintenance via telomere lengthening. Gene Ontology annotation, molecular function: telomeric repeat DNA binding.